Ornithorhynchus anatinus (platypus) is the source of this 6629-nucleotide messenger RNA. It is a transcript of the gene TCF20, whose product is annotated as transcription factor 20. Bases 378 to 6353 code for a protein of 1991 amino acids. Gene Ontology annotation, biological process: regulation of transcription by RNA polymerase II. Lineage: Eukaryota; Metazoa; Chordata; Mammalia; Monotremata; Ornithorhynchidae. The record is from RefSeq and is a predicted model, not a curated record. The transcript is spliced from 7 exons. Gene Ontology annotation, cellular component: nucleus.
CUCCCCUCCUUUUUCCCUCCUCUCCUUUUUCCCUCCUCCCUCCUCCUCUCUACUCUCGGCCACUCUGGCCUGACACAUGAAGCCCGCCAGCUGAGUAUUGUCCUAAAAGAAAAAAGGAAAAAAAAAAAAGGGGGGGUGGGAAGAAAAAAGGAUGAUGUGUGUGUGUGCGUGUGUGUGUCUAUAAGGGGGAGUCACGUGACCCGAGAGGAUUUAUAACAGUUUUUUUUUUUUUUGGUUGCAACAAAGAAUUUUGCAAUGUGUAUUAAGAGGCCCUGCAGCUGAGAUGGGACAGUGAGAGAGUCUGGCAAGCAGGACCCAUGCAGCCCUCCUGGACACUGAGGAGGGCCGCGGGCCUGCCGCCCUGCUGCUGAAACAGCAUGCAGUCCUUUCGGGAGCAGAGCAGUUACCACGGAAACCAGCCGAGCUACCCGCAGGAAGUCCACGGCGCGGCGCGGCUAGAGGAGUUCAGCCCCCGCCAGCAGGCCCAGAUGUUCCAGAGCUUCGGCGGGGGCGGGCGGCGGGGGACGGCCGGGGCCGCGGCGGCGGCGGCCAUGGCCGGCGAAGGCUCCGGACACCAGAACUACCAGGGUUUCCGGAAGGAGGCGGGCGAGUUCUACUACAUGGCCGCCAAUAAGGAGCCCGGAGCGGGAGGCCAGCAGCCCCAGCGCCGGCCGUCGGGGCCCGUGCAGAGCUACGGCCCCCCGCAGGGGAGCAGCUUCGGGAGCCAGUACGGGGGCGAGGGACACGUGGGCCAGUUCCAAGGCCAGCAUUCGGCCCUCGGCGGGGUGUCCCAUUAUCCGCAGGAUUACACGGGCCCGUUCUCCCCCGGGAGCUCCCAGUACCAGCCGCAGGCCUCCGGCCAGCAGCAGCAGCAGCAGCAGCAGCAGCAGCUGAGACAGCAGCUGUACCAGUCCCAUCAGCCCCUGCCCCAGGCCUCGGGCCAGGCCGCCUCCGGCCCGGCCCACCUGCAGCCCAUGCAGAGGCCGUCGGGCCUGCCCUCCUCCGCCGCCGGCUACCAGUUACGCGUGGGCCAGUUCGGCCAACACUACCAGUCCUCCGCCUCCUCCUCCCCGUUCCCUUCCCCCCAGCGUUUCGGCCAGUCCGGGCAGAGCUACGACGGCAACUACGGGGUGAACGCCGGCUCGCAGUACGAGGGCCACGCCGUGAGCGGCAACGCCCAGGCUUACGGGACGCAGUCCAACUACAGCUAUCAGACCCCGCCGAUGAAAGGCUUCGAGCAGUCCAAGAUGCCCCCGGGAGGGCAGCAGCAGCCGCCGCCGCCUCAGGGCGGGGGGCAGCAGGGCGGGGGGCAGCAGGGCGGGGGGCAGCAGCAGCAGCACCCCCCGCCCCAGCACGCGAUGCAGUACGCCAACGCCUCCAAACUGUCCCUGCAGGGCAACGUGGGCCAGUACAACCAGCCCGAGGUGCCCGUGCGGUCCCCCAUGCAGUUCCACCAGAACUUCAGCCCCAUCUCCAACCCGUCGCCGGCCGCCUCGGUGGUCCAGUCGCCCAGCUGCAGCUCCACCCCCUCCCCGCUGAUGCCCAGCGGCGAGACCCUUCAGUGCGGCCAGGGCAACCUGCCCCUGGGCUCGCGGAACCGCAUCCUGCAGAUGAUGCCGCAGCUCAGCCCGACGCCGUCCAUGCUGCCCAGCCCGAACUCUCACGGGGCGGGCGGCUUCCGGGGGUCGGCCGGGCUGGAGGGGCUGCAGGAGAAGCGGCUGACGGACCCGGGCCUGAGCAGCCUGAGCGCGCUGAGCACGCAGGUGGCCAACCUCCCCAACACGGUCCAGCACAUGCUCCUCUCGGACGCCCUGGCCCCUCAGAAGAAGAACUCCAAGCGGUCGUCUUCGUCCUCCAAGAAGGCGGACAGCGGGACCAACUCGGAAGGGUCCUCCCAGGCCGAGGAGCAGCUCAAGUCGCCCCUGGCCGAGUCCCUGGACGGGGGCUGCUCCAGCAGCUCCGAGGACCAGGGCGAGCGGGUGAGGCAGCUGAGCGGCCAGAGCACCGGCUCCGACACCACCGCCUACAAGGCCGGCGCCUCGGAGAAGGCCGCCUCCUCGCCGGCGCCCGGCCCCCAGGGCGAGCCGCCCAAGCUCAGCGCCAGCCCCGCCGCCCGGGACGAGGCCGCCGCCCCCUCGCCCGAGGGGCGGGAGGCCGCCCCCGCCGCCGAGGGCGCCCCCAAAGUCAACGAGAAGCCCGUCGGGGUGAUCGUCUCCCGGGAGGCCAUGGCCGGGCGGGUCGAGAAGGCGGGCGGGCAAGAUAAAGGAGCCCCCGAGGAGGAUCCGGCCGGAUCCCGCACCCCGCCCGGGGCCGGCGGGGCCAAGGAAGGUGGGCCCGGCCCCCUCCAGCCGCCGGAGCCCCCCGCGGGGGCCAAGGCAGGCAAGGGCGGGGAGCCCAGCACGCACCACAACGGCGAGGGCGGCGGCCCGGCCGGCCACCCGGGGCCCGGCCCGAGCCCGGCCGGCCGCGCCGAGCCGUCCAAGUCGCCCGGGAGCCUGCGCUACGGCUACAAGGAGGGCGGCGGGGGCGGCGGGCCCCGGCCCGUCGCCGGCUUCCCCCCCUACCCGGCGGGGCCGGACAAGGGGGACCCGGCGGGGCACGGCGAGCGCAAGGGCCGCGGCGAGAAGUUCCCCAGCCUGCUGCAGGAGGUCCUGCAGGGCUACCACCACCACCACCACCAUCACCCCGAGCGCCGCUACCCGCGCGCGGCCCAGGAGCAGCACCAGGGCGGGGCCGGGGGCCCGGAGGGGGCCCUGAGGCCCAACGUCCUCGUCGGCCAGCCCAACGAGCUGGCCGGCCGGGGCCUGCUGAACAAAAGCCUGGGCUCCCUCCUGGACCACCCGCACUGGGGCCCCUGGGAGAGGAAGGCGGGCGGCCCGGUCCCCGACCUGAAGCAGAUCAACCUGGCGGACUACCCGAUCCCCAGGAAGUUCGACGUGGAGGCCCAGGCGGCGGGCCACGAGCCCGGCGGGCCGCUGUCGGAGCGGCGCUCGGUCAUCUGCGACAUCUCGCCGCUGAGGCAGCUGGUCCGGGAGCCGGGGGCGCACUCCCUGGGCCACCCGGGCCGCAACGAGCGCCUCACCCCGACCCAGUCGGUCAUCCUCCCCGGGGGGUUGGUGUCCCUGGAGGCCAAGCUCAAGGCCCAGAGCGGCCAGAUCAAGGAGGAGGACCUGGAGCGGGCCAAAGCCCAGGCCGGGCUCAACAACCGCAAGGCCGGCGAGCUCUGCCACCCGGCGGGCAUCAAGCACGAGCCCCACCGGGGCGGGGCCGGCCCCGCCUCCCACGACCCCCUCUCGGACUACGGCUCCCACCAGGAGGGCCGGCCGGCCCAGAUGAGGAGGGCGGCCGGCCGGGCGGGCGGGGGGCGGGAGAGCCUGCGGGGCCGCUCGCCCUCCCAGUACCACGACCUGGCGGAGAAGCUGAAGGCCUCGCCCGGGCGGAGCCGCGGCCCCGGCGGGGACGCCCACCACCUGAACCCGCACCUGGCCUUCUCGGAGCGGGCCAACCGCGGCCUCCACGCCCCCUUCGCCCCCAACUCCGACAGCCUGGCCUACCACCCCAACGCCAGGACCCACGGCUACGGGGAGCCCAACCCGGCCCUCAACUCGCAGCUGCACUACAAGCGGCAGAUCUACCAGCCGCCGCCCCCGCCGCCGCAGCAGCCGCCGCCGGCGCCCGAGGACUACAAGGAGUGGGGCGGCGGGGCGGCCCAGGGGGUGAUCGCCGCGGCCCAGCACCGGCAGGAGGGCCCGAGGAAGAGCCCCCGGCAGCAGCAGCAGCAUCAUCAGCCGCAUCACCAUCAGCAGCAGCAGCAGCAGCAGUUCCUGGACCGGGUGCGCAGCCCGCUGAAGAACGACAAGGACGGGAUGAUGUACGGCCCCCCGCCCUCCUACCACGACGCCGCCGGCCAGGAGGCCGCCCGCUGCCUGCUGGCGGGCGACCCGAGGCCCGGCCCCCAGAAGCCGCAGCCCCACGAGGCCUGCUGGGACCUGUCCCGCCAGGCCUCCCCGGCCAGGAGGGGCGGCGCCCCCGGGGGGGCCGGCCAGAAGCGCUACGGCCCCCCGCCGGAGCCCGACGGGCACGGGGCGGCCGAGCCCGGCCAGGCGGCCAAGCCCGGCAACGUCCUGCUGAGGCUCCCGGGCCACGAGGACCCGUCGCCGCAGAACCCCCUGAUCAUGAGGCGGCGGGUGCGCUCCUUCAUCUCCCCCAUCCCCAGCAAGCGGCAGGCCCAGGAGCUGAAGCACGGCGCCGCCCAGGACCGGGGCCGCCUGCUCCAGGCCUCCCGGGAGGGGGCCGACCGGGCCUACAACUCCUACGCCCACUUCUCCCACGGCCAGGAGGUCAAGUCGGCGGCCAAGAGGGAGGCCUCGAGGGAGCCUCCCGGCCCCGAGGGCCGGGGCUGCCCCGCCGGCCCCCUGGCCGGCCCGGCCAAGACCAAGAUCCUGCCCCCCCGCAAGGGGCGGGGCCUGAAACUGGAAGCCAUCGUCCAGAAGAUCACGUCCCCCAACAUCAGACGGGGGGCCGCCCCCGGCGGCGCCGAGAGCGGGGCGGACACCGUGACCCUGGACGACAUCCUGUCGCUGAAGAGCGGCCCGCCCGAGGGGGGCCCCGGCCCCGAGGCGGAGCCGGAGAAGAGGAAGGGGGAGGCCGCCCGCGAGGCGGCGGCGGGGGGCCCGGCCGCCCCAGAGCGGCACGGCCCCGCCCCCGCCGGCCCCCCGCCGCCCGGGGCCCCCGAGGAGUGGCGCGGCGGCCAGGACCCGGUCAAGGAGGAGAGUCCCGACGCGGGCGGCGGCGGCGGGAAGGAGGCGCCGGGAGCCGGGCCCGCCCCGGCCCCCCAGAAACCCCCCGGCAGGCCGGAGGGCGGCCCCCUCGGGGGGACCGGCCCCCCGGCCUUCCCCGAGACGAAGAGCGGGCCCCCCGGGGGCCUCCCGCCCCCCGAGCCCCACCCGAAGCCCGACGAGAAAGACGGAGAGGCGACGACCGUCUCCCCGAAGCGUGACGGCUUCCCCCCGAAGGGCUACUUCCCGUCGGGGAAGAAGAAGGGGCGGCCCAUCGGCAGCGUGAACAAGCAAAAGAAACAGCAGCAGCAGCAGCAGCAGCAGCAGCAGCAGGCCCCGCCUCCGCCGCCCCCGCCCCCGCCCCCGCCCUCGGAGGGAUCGGGGGACGGCGAGCCCAAGCCCAAGAAACCGAGGCAGAGGAGGGAGAGGAGGAAGCCCGGGGCCCAGCCCAGGAAGCGGAAGGGCAAGCAGGCGGUCCCUAUCGUGGAGCCCCAGGAGCCCGAGAUCAAGCUCAAGUACGCCACCCAGCCCCUGGACAAGACGGACGCGCGCAACAAGUCCUUCUUCCCCUACGUCCACGUGGUGAACAAGUGCGAGAUCGGGGCGGUGUGCACCAUCAUCAACGCCGAGGAGGAGGAGCAGAGCAAGCUGGUCCGGGGCCGCAAGGGCCCGCGCUCCCUCACCCCCCCGCCGGGCAGCGCCGAGGGCAAGGCCCUGCCCGCCUCGUCCUUCGUCCUGCAGGGGCCCGUGGUCACCGAGUCGUCCGUCCUGGGCCACCUGGUCUGCUGCCUCUGCGGCAAGUGGGCCAGCUACCGGAACAUGGGCGACCUGUUCGGCCCCUUCUACCCCCAGGAUUACGCCGCCACUCUGCCCAAGAACCCGCCUCCCAAGAGAGCCACGGAAACGCAGAGCAAGGUCAAGGUACGGCACAAAAGCGCUUCCAACGGCUCCAAGACCGACACGGAGGAGGAGGAGGAGGAGGAGGAGGAGGAGGAAGAGCGGCCGAAGGAGCAGCGGAGCCUGGCCGCCCACCCCCGGUUCAAGAGGCGACAUCGCUCCGAGGACUGUGGCGGAGCCCCCCGCUCCCUAUCCAGGGGCCUCCCUUGUAAAAAAGCGACCGGCGAGGGCGGCGGCGGCGGCGGCGGCGAAAAGACUCCUUCGGACUCCAGACCCCCCGUGCCCGCUGCCGAAGGUGGCCCUGAGCCGGAGUUACAAAUUCCCGAACUACCUCUUGACAGCAAUGAAUUUUGGGUCCACGAGGGUUGCGUUCUCUGGGCCAAUGGGAUCUACCUGGUCUGUGGCAGGCUCUAUGGGCUGCAGGAAGCUUUGGAAAUAGCCAGAGAGAUGAAAUGUUCCCACUGCCAGGAGCCAGGAGCCACCCUAGGCUGCUACAACAAAGGCUGCUCCUUCCGAUACCAUUACCCGUGUGCCAUCGAUGCAGAUUGUUUACUAAACGAAGAGAAUUUCUCAGUGAGGUGCCCCAAGCACAAGCCUCUCCUCCCCUGCCCUCUUCCCCCCUUGCAGAACAAGACGGUCAAAGGCAGCCUCAGCACAGAGCAGUCGGAGCGGGGGUGAGGGGGGCAGUGUGCUCGUGGGAAUGGAAAUAAAAGCAAGCACAGGUUAGGCUGUUGAGAUAAGAAGGUGGUGGACGCUCGUGACUGAAUGGAAUCUCUGUCCCACUGUGUGCAGCCACGACCCUCCCACCCCCACCCCUGAUGUGCCUGCCCAUGCCAGCACUUCCUUCAUAAAUUCUUUCAUCACACUUGACUGGUGACAUCACAGGAAAUGCCCGAGGAGGCGGAAUGGCUGUUUCCAUGGACACAAUCUCCAUAGUGACAAUGUUUGGGGGGG